GUCCUCCCACGCGUGUUGCUCUUGUCGUGAAGCGAUCGACGCCCCUUUCCUCGGGACAGGAAGUGAGAAGCACCGGCGCAUGGACAGCGAGCCCCUCGCCCAGGACGGGGAGACGCAGGCCAGACAGAAGCGCCACCUCGUCGACCGCGAGAUGAAUCCGCGGGUGAAGAAGAGGAUGAGCACCGACGACGAUCCGCGUGCCGGCGGAGCGUCCAGCUCCGACGCGAUGAGUUCGGAUGCGUUGGCUGACAAGGUUCACGCGGAGGGCGAGAUGACCGAUGAAAGCGCCGCGUCUGCUACACUGGCGCGGUCUCCACCGUCCUCACCCAGCGCUGCCCUAUCCGAGGAGUCGUCCACCUACUCCCUGCCACAGGAGAUGGAAGACAGAUUGAUGCAAAUCAUGGCCAGUCAUGAGGCGGACGAGCAGCUGCAAAUUCAAAGAGACGCCGAGCUGUCCAAACUUACAGUGGAGAGCGAUUUUUGCGACAUUGAUGACGGCAGUUCCCGGAGUUGUAAAGUUCGGAAGGUGGCUGUGCUAGCUUCACGGUCCGUUGUCGGUCUCUCUUCAUUUUCAGAUGAAAAGAGGAUAAGAGUUUGCUCAGGAUUCGUGAUAUCAUCCAAUGCUUGUACAGAUACCUACAAAAUCUUAACUUCGGCAACACUAAUAAGGUCUCUUAACACGAAUAACAUUUUGAUCCCAGAUGUAAAGAUCAAGGUGUGUUUACCAAAUGGGGAUAUCUCUGAUGGCGUCAUAUCCAUGGUAGAUUUUCACUAUAACAUAGCAGUUGUUAAAGUGAAAUCUGAUCAGAAACUUCCAGAGGCAAUUCUGAUUAGUGAAGUUACCAAAAGAGGAGCAGUGGUUGCUCAAAAUGCUAAUACUUGA
Molecule: messenger RNA, 883 nt
Organism: Triticum aestivum (bread wheat)
Lineage: Eukaryota; Viridiplantae; Streptophyta; Magnoliopsida; Poales; Poaceae
Exons: 5
Coding region: 80-883 (267 amino acids)
Source: RefSeq, a predicted model, not a curated record